This is a messenger RNA of Quercus robur (English oak), 1063 nucleotides long. RefSeq names its product cysteine and histidine-rich domain-containing protein RAR1. The transcript has 6 exons. Gene Ontology annotation, molecular function: Hsp90 protein binding. Bases 186 to 866 code for a protein of 226 amino acids. Gene Ontology annotation, biological process: defense response to fungus; defense response to bacterium. The record is from RefSeq and is a predicted model, not a curated record. Gene Ontology annotation, cellular component: cytoplasm; nucleus. NCBI's taxonomy places the organism in Eukaryota, Viridiplantae, Streptophyta, Magnoliopsida, Fagales, Fagaceae.
CUAAAGUAGAGAGAGAGAGAGAAAUAAAGGAAACCGAGUUGGUUUAGUUCUAGGAAAGUGCACACGGUGGAAUCAAAACAAAAGCUGUCUGUUCAGUUCAGUCUUCUUCCAGAGUCUUCUUCAACCAAAAAAAAAAAAAAAAAACGCCCCAAAGACACAGAGAGAGAGAGAGAGAGAGAGAGAGAAUGGAGCAGCAAGGUGUUACUAAGGUUCGGUGCCAACGAAUUGGGUGCGAUGCCAAGUUCUCCGAGGACGACAACCCCGAAGGUUCUUGUCAAUACCAUGCUUCGGGACCAAUAUUUCAUGAUGGGUCAAAAGAGUGGAGUUGUUGCAAGAAGAGAAGUCAUGACUUCAGCGAAUUUUUGGCGAUUCCAGGAUGUAAGACAGGCAAGCACACAACUGAGAAGCCAGUGUUGACAAAGCCAACUCCUAGUCCAAAGAAUCCAGUUCCUGUUCCCUCUCCAAGUUCUACAACAGAUGCAUCUCCAAAAGAGACUUGCCCUAGGUGCCGGCAAGGUUUCUUUUGCUCUGAUCAUGGUUCACAGGCUAAAGUGACAAAUUCAAAAAUAGAUGACACUAUGGACACAUCUGCACCUACCAACAUAAAUGUUCAGAGCUCUCCUACUCCAGUAAAGAAGGUUGUUGAUAUUAAUGAACCCCAAACAUGCAAGAAUCCUGGUUGUGGUAAGACUUUCAAGGAAAAGGAUAAUCAUGACACUGCAUGUAGUUACCAUCCUGGGCCUGCUGUUUUCCACGAUCGUAUGAGAGGGUGGAAGUGCUGUGACAUCCAUGUAAAGGAAUUUGACGAGUUCAUGGGCAUUCCGCCUUGCACCAAAGGAUGGCAUAAUGCUAAUCCAUCAUCUUAACAAAGCAGAGACCUCCAGCUGCAAGGAUGAGUUGUUUCUGUUGUCACUGCUUUCUGUUUUUUCGGUUGAUUUGGUUCUUUUACCUAAUUACUUUUUUUUUUCCUUCUCCGAACGGUGAUGAACUUCCAUAAUUUAAAACACUUCUAAUAUUUUCGGAUGUGAAAUGUGAAUUUGGCAUUUUGAGAUUAUUUGCUAAA